UGAAUUUACUGGACUCUCGCUCUGUCAUGGGGGACCUGGGUGGAUCGCCUACCCAAAGAAUGGGUGGGAGGAGAUAGGUGAGGUGGAUGAGAACUAUGCUCCGAUCCACACGUACCAGGUGUGUAAAGUGAUGGAACACAACCAGAACAACUGGCUCCAGACAAACCUCAUCCUCAACGAGGGAGCUCAGAGGGUGUUCGUGGAGCUACAGUUCACCCUGAGGGACUGUAACAGCCUUCCGGGUGGCGUGGGUACCUGCAAGGAGACCUUCAACAUGUACUACUAUGAGUCUAACGAUGAGGAGGGGAGGAACCUCAGGGAGAGUCAAUACUCUAAGGUAGACACCAUCGCUGCUGACGAGAGCUUUACGGAGUUAGACCUGGGAGACAGAGUGAUGAAGCUGAAUACAGAGGUCAGGGAUCUGGGACCGUUGAUGAAGAAAGGGUUCUACCUGGCGUUUCAGGACCUGGGAGCCUGUAUAGCGUUGGUCUCUGUCAGGGUGUUCUAUAAGAAGUGUCCCUUCAUAGUGAGGAACCUAGCUCAGUUCCAGGACACUAUUACAGGGUCGGACUCCUCCCAGCUGCUGGAGGUGGCAGGAAAAUGUGUCAACAACUCGGUGGCGGAGGACCUACCCAGGAUGCACUGCAGCGCAGAGGGGGAGUGGCUAGUGCCCAUCGGGAAGUGUGUGUGCCAGGCGGGGUUUGAGGAAGUGAAUGACAGUUGUCAAGUCUGCAGGGCGGGUUUCUUCCGAUCGGUGCUGCAGACCCCUGCCUGCAGUAAAUGUCUUCCUCACAGCUUCACCAGAGUCCAGGGUUCCGUAGCCUGUACCUGUGAGGAGGGAUACUACAGGAGAGACAGUGACCCGCCCAACAUGGCCUGUACACGACCGCCUUCUGCUCCUCGUAACGCCAUUUCCAACGUAAACGGGACGUCGGUCUUCCUGGAAUGGGCGGUUCCCGAGGAGACUGGCGGCAGGAAGGAUGUCAGCUAUAACAUCCUGUGUCGUAAGAUCAGCGUUGACAGCAGACACUAUGAGGAGUGUGACAGCACGGUGCGGUUCCUGCCCCAACGCAACGGUCUCAGGAACAACUCUGUGAUGGUGGCAGACCUUCUGGCUCACACUAACUACACGUUCGAGGUGGAGGCCGUCAACGGAGUGUCUGAGCUCACCAACCCCGGACGACAGUUUGUCUCUCUCAACGUCACCACCAACCAGGCAGCCCCGUCUCCUGUGAGUGUGGUGAGGAAAGGGAAUUCUGGGAAGAACAGUAUCUCUGUGUUGUGGCAGGAGCCAGACAGACCCAACGGGAUAAUCCUGGAGUACGAGAUCAAAUACUUUGAGAAG
Messenger RNA from Salvelinus sp. IW2-2015, 1345 nucleotides. RefSeq names its product ephrin type-A receptor 5-like. Lineage: Eukaryota; Metazoa; Chordata; Actinopteri; Salmoniformes; Salmonidae. The record is from RefSeq and is a predicted model, not a curated record. Gene Ontology annotation, biological process: ephrin receptor signaling pathway; axon guidance; protein phosphorylation. Gene Ontology annotation, molecular function: transmembrane-ephrin receptor activity; protein binding; ATP binding. Gene Ontology annotation, cellular component: plasma membrane; dendrite.